UGGGUAUACUUCGGGCGUCUCCAAAAUGACAGCUUCAAAACAUCGUGGUCUCAAACUGACGUAGGUCGAACUGUGCUUUAAAGCUGGGAAGGCGCGACCUAAAAAGAGGUCAGUAUCGAGCUCCACCCUCAACUACUUCAAAUUCAUCAACACCAAGACAUCAAAAACAAACAAACAACCAGCGAAUCAUGUCUGCAACCUCUUCGAACAGCGACUACCUGGUCGCAGGAGCGGGCGCCUUUGGAGCUUCAACAGCUCUCUAUCUCAAACGCGCGUAUCCAGACAAAAGUGUGACUCUCGUCGACCGUGGCGAAUUUCCUUGCUUGUUGGCGGCAGCUCACGAUCUCAACAAAAUCAUUCGCGCCGAAUAUGAAGACCCAUUCUAUAUGAAGCUUUCUCUGGAGGCUCAGGGUGUGUGGCGAUCUGAUCCCAUCUUUACGCCCCACUUCAACCAGACCGGCAUUCUCUUCAAAGGCAUCGCGGGUAUCGGCCAAGCCAUCGUUGACAAUUAUGUCAAAUUGAUCGGGACAUCGCCUGCAGAGUUGAUCAGUCCUGAAGAUGCAAAGGGACGCUUUGAUGGCGUGUUAAGAGAUGCAGAUUGGACGGGUGUGACAAGUUGUACCUGGAAUCCCGAAGCUGGUUGGGGCGAUGCUGCAAAUGCGCUGAAGAGUGUCAUCCAAGCUGCCAUUGAUCUUGGCGUGAACUACGUCGCAGGAUCAAUUGGAACAAUCACCUUCGCACCGGACGGCUCAGCAACGGGCCUGGCACUUGACGAGGGCAGAAUACUCACUGGUAGCAAGACUAUCUUGUGCACUGGAGCCUACACCGCGGAAUUAAUCGCCGAUAGCGCGCCCGAGAGGGACGAAAUUCAAGUCAAGGGACGGAUGGUAGCAGCUGCGGCCAUCAUGUGUGCCUUCAAAGUUCCCCAGGAGGAGCUGUCUAAAUUCGCAUCUGCCCCCAUCGUCAUAAGCCCAAUGGGUGAUUAUCCCAGUGAGAGCAUUCCACCGGGACCACUAGGUCUUGUCAAAUGCACCCAUGAACGAAGCUUUACCAACGUAUCCUAUCAUUCCUCAUCCAAACAAACUUUCUCUAUGGUACCUCGCCGCACUCAGCAAAUGACCUGGAGCCAAGAAGUACCCCGAGGACUCAAAGGCGAGGUGGGGAUCAGCAGAGUGAAAAUCUAUGGUAAUUGGGUCAAGGACGUGGAACCUGAAUUCUAUCGAAUGUGUUGGGAUGCAGUAACCCCCAAUCAGGACUUCAUCAUCUCUCCUCAUCCUAAAUGUCAAAACCUCUACAUCGCAACUGGUGGAUCUUUCCACGGCUGGAAAUUCCUCGCCAACAUCGAUAAAUAUGUCGUUCAGAUGCUAGACGGCUCUCUAGAUUCGGCUGCCGCCCAAAGAUGGGCUUGGGAUCGCAAGGAUGACGGAGCUGCGUGUGGACUGUAUCUGCCUUCGAGAGAUUUGAGUGAGGUUAAGGGCUAUAAGGCGAUGGUUGAUGCGGCGGGGAAAUGAUUAAAGAGUUGAGCAAGCUCAUUAACUGGGCUGAGACGAAAUGGAGGAGUGUCAUUUCCUGGGACAAAGGUUUUG
Messenger RNA from Mollisia scopiformis, 1586 nucleotides. RefSeq names its product sarcosine oxidase. The record is from RefSeq and is a predicted model, not a curated record. The transcript is spliced from 3 exons. Bases 189 to 1511 code for a protein of 440 amino acids. Gene Ontology annotation, molecular function: sarcosine oxidase activity; flavin adenine dinucleotide binding; saccharopine oxidase activity. NCBI's taxonomy places the organism in Eukaryota, Fungi, Ascomycota, Leotiomycetes, Helotiales, Mollisiaceae.